AUGGGUGUAGCCAUUUGCUCCAAGAUCAUCGGAAGUUGCCUUGUAAAGAACAUAUACCCAUCUCCUUCGGAUAUGUAUAGGUCAUGGAGGCUGAGAUACAAGAGACCUCCACCUGGUUGUAAGCAAGUCUGGAGACCGGUUCAACGCUCAACACCUGCUCCGGUCGCUCUCAUCGUUCCCACCAUGGAGUCUUUCAAUUUCUAUGUGAAUGAAGCUUCAUGGUCUGACGAAGAGACUGAAAUCACCAGAAAAGGAACCGGGGUUUUCCUUCCUAAUUUGGAACUCAUACAAAACGAUCAAAAACAAGAAGAAAACCCAGUCCCAAUCGACAUCCUCCCAGACGACAUCCAUGAAAGAAUCCUAGCCUGCCUCCCAUUAUCAGCCAUCUUCAAAGCAUCAUGCGUCUGCAAAAAAUGGAACCAAAUCGUCCACUCCAAGAAAUUCACCUUAAACGACGCUAACUUCCUGUCCGAAAAAACCUGGUACUUCAUGUUCACAAGCUCAGUCGAACCCGUGGGUUAUCUCUACGAUUCGGGUCUCCGAAAAUGGUACAACUUUGAGCUCCCAUUCAUGGUGCAUCACACAUGGCACAUAGCUCCAUCAUGUGGGCUUGUCUGCUUCAUGGAUGAUGAAACCAGUAAAGAAAUGUACAUUUGUAACCCUAUUUCUCGCGAAUACGAGACCAUCAAGAACCCACCAAACCUCGGUUUUUCCGUGUACACGGCAUUAGCAUUCUCCGUUGACCAGUCAAACUCAAAAUACACAAUCUCUGUCAUCAGGUCAAUUCAAUCUUCUGAUGAUUUCUUGUUAUGGGAUGUUUGUAUUCACGUUUAUAACUCAAACGAAAAGACAUGGUUAACCCCGGUGAUGGGGAUGACUAUGCACGGGUGGAGACCAGGGGACGUGAGUGUGAUAUGUGACAACGUUUUGUACAUUUUGGUCUUUUGCACGAGGAGAUUUGAUUUUCAGAACUCUCACGGGUUAAUAACUUACAAUCUUGAGAAAAUGGAAUCUGUUGUGAGGGAGGAAUUAGUAAUUCCAGCACCUUGUGUGCUUACUUGUGGGAGGUUGAUGAGUGUUCAAGGGAAGGUUGUGCUUGUUGGGGGUAUUGGGAGACAGGAUAGACCAGGGGUAAUUAAGGGAAUUGGGAUCUGGGUUUUGAAUGGGAAGGAAUGGAUGGAAAUCAGUAGAAUGCCUCAUAAAUUUGUGCAGGGUUUUGGGGAAUUAGAUGAUGUGUUUGCAAGCAGUGGUGGUGGGGAUCUCAUAUAUAUACAGAGUUAUGGUGGGACAGCUUUGCUUGUGUAUGAUAUGGAUAAAAGACAAUGGUUUUGGUCUCAAAGGUGUAUGAUGCAUAAGAAGUUUCCUCUUGAAAUCUUUUCUGGAUUUUGCUUUGAACCUCGGCUUCAGUAUAUGUAA
Lactuca saligna is the source of this 1416-nucleotide messenger RNA. The record is from the annotation of a GenBank genome assembly. Lineage: Eukaryota; Viridiplantae; Streptophyta; Magnoliopsida; Asterales; Asteraceae.